Tympanuchus pallidicinctus (lesser prairie-chicken) is the source of this 3661-nucleotide messenger RNA. It is a transcript of the gene CHFR, whose product is annotated as checkpoint with forkhead and ring finger domains. Gene Ontology annotation, cellular component: nucleus. Gene Ontology annotation, molecular function: ubiquitin-protein transferase activity; protein binding. The record is from RefSeq and is a predicted model, not a curated record. Lineage: Eukaryota; Metazoa; Chordata; Aves; Galliformes; Phasianidae. The transcript is spliced from 18 exons. Gene Ontology annotation, biological process: mitotic cell cycle checkpoint signaling; ubiquitin-dependent protein catabolic process; protein ubiquitination. The coding region runs from base 125 to 2170 and encodes 681 amino acids.
CUCUAUGGCCGCUGCGCGCCGCCUCCAAUGGCAGGCCGGGCCCCGCCCCGCCCUGAUCAGCUGAGGGUGGCAAUGUCUGUUGACAGGAGCCGCCUCGGCCGCGGGACUGGGCAUGUGAAGGCAAAUGGAGCGCUCGGAAGGAGGCGAGCAGAGCGGGCGGCGGCAGCAGCCUUGGGGGAGGCUGACCCGGCUGGGUGCUGAGGAGGCAGAGCCGCACGUCCUGCUGCUGAAGAGAGAGUGGACCAUUGGCAGGAAGAAAGGUUGUGACUUAUCUUUCCCUGGCAACAAGCUGGUGUCUGGAGAUCACUGUAAAAUCAUAGUGGAUGAAGAGUCUGGUCAAGUGUCAUUGGAAGAUACAAGUACUAAUGGAACAGUAAUUAAUAAACUGAAAGUGGUUAAGAAGCAGACUUACCCUUUACAAACUGGAGAUGUGAUCUAUGUUGUUUACAGAAAAAAUGAGCCAGAGAACAACGUUGCUUAUCUUUAUGAAUCCUUAAACGCAAAACAUGAUGCAACUCAAGAACCAGUAGCUGUAGAAGCUAAUGUAGAAAACCAAUGCCAUGUGACCAAAGAUACCUCAAGUACAGGAAGAAGUAACGAUGAGAACCAAAUUACCUCAUCACCAUCAGCUACUCAGUCUUGCUAUGAGGAACCACAGCCAUCUACUUCUACAUCUAACCUCUUUAAUGCUUCUUCUACCUCUCUUAUUGAGUCUGCAUCUGUUGAACAGGAUAAUCCUUCUACAUCUGGAUCACAAUCCUCACUCUUCACUCCUGUGCCUGCUUUGCCCACCUUAGAAUCUGUGUGUCUAAGAGCACUUCAUGAUGAACAUGAAAAGCUGGAUGUGAAUGCUGAAACUUCUGCAAUCACUUCAGAAAUCAGUGACAAAGAAAACGCAGAAUUGGGUUCUCAGAGGACAGAGGAGGAAGAAGUUUUGGAACCUGCUAAAAAGAAACUAAAAGGAGAUGAAGGUGCUUGUCCAAAUCUUCCAACAGCAGCUCCAAGUGAAUGUAUAAUUAAAAUUGGCUCUGAAGAUGCCAAAACAUCAAAUGUGAAACCAGAUAAGAUGGAGGAAACAUUAACCUGUAUUAUCUGCCAAGAAUUGCUGCAUGACUGCGUGAGCUUGCAACCUUGUAUGCAUACUUUCUGUGCUGCCUGCUACUCAGGAUGGAUGGAAAGGUCUUCUCUGUGUCCAACUUGUCGUUGUCCGGUAGAACGUAUCUGUAAAAAUCACAUAUUGAACAACUUGGUUGAAGCUUAUCUGAUUCAGCAUCCAGAUAAAUGUCGUAAUGAAGAUGAUGUACGUAGCAUGGAUGCCAGAAACAAAAUUACUCAAGACAUGUUGCAACCUAAAGUGCGGAGGUCUUUCUCAGAUGAGGAGGGAAGUUCAGAAGAUUUGCUGGAAUUGUCAGAUGUAGAUAGUGAGUCUUCAGAUAUCAGUCAGCCAUACAUAGUAUGCAGGCAGUGCCCAGGGUAUCGAAGGCACUCUGUUGCAGCUCUGCCUGGCACGGGCCAGGAGACAGAAGCAGGAGGAAUGCAAGCACUGGGAGAUGCCCCCUCCACAUCUGCCAACUUUCCUGCAGCUGUUCAGGAGUAUGUGUGUCCUGCUCAAGGAAGUCAUGUAAUAUGCACCUGCUGCUUUCAGCCAAUGCCUGACCGAAGAGCAGAGCGUGAACAGAACCCUCAUGUUGCUCCUCAGCAAUGUACUGUUUGUCUGCAACCCUUCUGUCACUUAUACUGGGGCUGCACUCGGAUGGCGUGUUUUGGCUGUUUGGCACCAUUCUGUGAAAUAAACCUUGGUGACAAGUGUUUAGAUGGAGUCCUAAAUAACAACCACUAUGAGUCAGAUAUCCUAAAGGAUUACCUGGCAUCCAGGGGUUUGACGUGGAAGAAUAUGUUAAAUGAAAGUCUGUUAGCUCUUCAGAGAGGAGUUUUUAUGCUGUCAGAUUACAGAAUUACUGGGAACACAGUGCUUUGCUACUGUUGUGGCCUCCGCAGCUUUCGAGAACUUGCCUACCAGUACAGGCAAAAUAUUCCUGUUGCUGAACUGCCAGUGACUGUCACAUCACGUCCUGAUUGCUACUGGGGGCGCAACUGCCGAACUCAGGUCAAAGCACAUCAUGCCAUGAAAUUCAAUCACAUUUGUGAACAAACGCGAUUCAAGAACUGAAUACUUGUAGUCUGUAGUGAGGGGACACAAGCUUGUCAUACUGCUUGUACAGUUUAAGGUUUCAGGGGAUCUUCUCAUUUCUCCCGUAGCAGGGAACCAAUAACUUCUGCAUCAGGUAAUCUGAAAUGAACUUCUGAAUUUGUAGAAUUUGACAACUGUAAACGAAUGAGGUAGGUUGUUUUUUCCAAGAAAGUCCAGCAAGCGUUGCGUUCCAUUCUCAUGACUACAACGUCCCUGUGUCACUUCACUGAAGAACACAAGCAGAAAUCACUCACACAGAAACCAGCCAUAUCUUGGGAAGGCCUAAGAAUAAGGAGUGUAUUUGCACUACUUGUGAAGAAACUAAGAAUAAUCCUUAAACUUAAAAAAUAGAAAUGUUUUGUAUAAGUAUCUGAAGAUUAUUUCGAGAGCCAUUAAUAUUUAAGAAGGAAAUUGUCAGUGUAUAUUUGUAACUGCAUUUUGCGGUGCUCUGCUAUUUUGUCACUACUCACGGCCUUUGGACUAGAAAUACAUGAACCUUCACUGAAAAAAAGAAAUCCAUCCAUGCAACAACUGUUUUAGCUUAAAGCUUGUACCAUAUGUGCAGUGUUAUGGUGGAAGUAGUACAGUUUCUUAUCUUAGUUUUGUCAUAUUGAUGGGUUUUAUUCACAUUAAAUUACAAAAAGGAAUUGCACAAAAAUUUGAAAAUUGCAUUUAAAAUUGGGGUAAUACUUGAAGCAGAACAGCCUUCUGCUAAUAUUACUUCUGUAGUAUUUUAUAUCAGAAGACCAAACAGUGCUUUUGACAUAGAGCAGCAGCCAGUAGGACACACUGGUUCAUUUUUUGUAUUUCCUUUGAUAUUGUAUGCUAAGUAUGUACCUCUGCCAUGCAGCUGUUCUCUAGCAUGCAUACACUGGUGAAAAUGUAGAAAAGGCUAUAAUUUAAAACAGAAUAUAGCAGCUUUACUGGAGAAAGCAAUCUUUCAGAAAGCAAUUGACAGAUUGUAGCAAUAUGGAGGCAUUUCUAGCUUGGGGUAAGAAUGAUGAAGGGGGACGCUGGUAUUGCUGUCAUCAACAACAUAGCUUUUAUUUUCACACCUUUUGGAGAGCUUGUUCCAGAAACAUCCCAUGCAUCACUUCAAAAAAUAUCCCAACGCUAUUCCUCCCCCCCUCCACUUCCUGCCAGUUAAUAUGAUUUAAUCUAUCUCAAAGUAACUUGGUAGUUAAUGUUCACAAAGCUCUACUGGGACCAAUUUCUCUCUUUCAUCAUACUUAGACUGAAACAGAAUGAGAAGAAAGCAUACCACGUUACCUCUGUAGAUACCACGUUGUUUUUAAGUAUGCCUUAUUUUGUCAGUAGGAUUUAUACUUCAAUAUUAAAGCGUACACAGCUGUCUUGUGACAUAAUGGAGCACAAAUGAUGCAGCACAUCUACUGGCGUCAGUGAGUUAAACGAUCUGCAGUAACGCACACCUUCAUGUGAAUGCUAAUUAAAAUUAUGCAUUUGUGUUUA